Molecule: messenger RNA, 3021 nt
Organism: Juglans microcarpa x Juglans regia
Lineage: Eukaryota; Viridiplantae; Streptophyta; Magnoliopsida; Fagales; Juglandaceae
Product: DEAD-box ATP-dependent RNA helicase 41
Exons: 3
Coding region: 205-1815 (536 amino acids)
Molecular function (GO): RNA helicase activity; nucleic acid binding; ATP binding
Source: RefSeq, a predicted model, not a curated record
AUAAUUGAAAGCUUAUCGACCUGAAGAACCGUCGCGGAAAGCUGGGCAUAACAUAUUAACAACAUCGGACGAGAAUCCGACGAGGUUUGCGUUCGAAGCCUCCAGAUUGUGGCUAAGCAGCGACUGAAUUGAUCUAUAAAGAUUGGGUUUCGCUAAGCUUGUUUCUGGUUUUCUGUUAUCUUGGAUCUUCAUCGAGUUCAAUCCAUGGCAGACGGGAACGAGGAUAAUCAAUGCAAGAGUCCAAUGGUAUCAACAGAUGUUAAUGUAUCCACCGCAGACAAAAUUAAAGAGAGGUGUACGGACCAGAGAGAAGCCCUCGUGGGGGAGCCUAAAUGUGUUAUGUGUGGCCGCUAUGGAGAGUAUAUAUGUGAUGAGACAGAUGAUGAUAUUUGCAGUUUGGAAUGUAAACAAGCCCUCCUAUGCAGGGUUGUCAACUCACAAUCAUUAGUUGGUAUCCAAACUCCUAAAAUAUUACCUGCAACUGAUGAGUGUUUUUAUGUUAGAGAGAACAGUAACUCAGGAUCUCAAUCUUUAACCAUGGAUGAGACUAAGUCGCUUAGAAGCAAACUUGAAAUUCAGGUGAGGGGUGAAUUGGCCGUGGCACCCAUCUUAUCAUUCUCUUCAUGUAAUCUUCCUCAGAGGCUUCUUCAAAAUAUAGACACGGCAGGAUAUGACAUGCCCACACCUGUGCAGAUGCAAGCAAUCCCAGCUGCUUUGAUAGGCAAAAACCUUCUUGUUUCGGCUGACACGGGCUCAGGGAAAACAGCUUCCUUUCUCAUUCCUAUUGUUUCUCAUUGUGCAAAUAUUCGCCUUGAGAGGUCCUCAAACUGGAAAAAUCCAUUAGCAAUGGUUCUAACACCAACUAGGGAGCUCUGUAUACAGGUUGAAGAACAUGCCAAGUUACUUGCAAAGAGUUUGCCUUUCAAAACUGCACUUGUUGUUGGUGGUGAUGCUAUGGCUGGUCAACGACAUCGCAUUGAGGGAGGAGUGGAACUAAUCAUUGGAACUCCAGGGAGGCUUAUUGAUCUUUUAUCCAAGCAUGAUAUUGAACUAGAUGAUGUAAAGAUAUUUGUACUGGAUGAGGUGGAUUCUAUGCUUCAAAGGGGUUUCCGAGAUCAGGCCAUGCAAAUCUUUCAGGCUCUAUCACAACCCCAGGUCUUGAUGUAUUCAGCAACAAUCUCCCAAGAGGAAGUAAAGAUGGCUAGCACUAUGGCGAAAGAUAUUGUUUUCAUCUCUGUUGGCAAGCCUAACAGACCAAGUAAGGCUGUGAAGCAGCUAGCUAUCUGGGUUGAGUCAAAGAAUAAAAAGCAAAAGCUUUUCGACAUUUUAAUCAGCAAGAAGCAUUUUAUGCCACCUGUUGUGGUGUAUGUUGGUUCGAGAGUUGGGGCAGAUCUCCUAUCUGAUGCAAUUGCAGUCAGCACUGGGAUGAAAGCUUUAUCAAUCCAUGGGGAAAAGUCCAUGAAGGAGAGGAGAGAAAUCAUGCGGUCAUUUUUAAUGGGAGAGGUUCCUAUUCUUGUGGCCACUGGGGUUUUGGGUCGUGGUGUUGAUCUCUUGGCUGUGAGACAGGUAAUAGUGUUUGACAUGCCUAAUUCCGUCAAGGAGUACAUCCAUCAGAUAGGGAGGGCGUCCAGAUUGGGAGAGGAGGGCACUGCAAUUGCAUUUGUGAAUGAAGAAAGUAAGAAUAUAUUUCCAGAGCUGAUUAAGAUCUUAAAAUCUGCUGGAGCAGCUGUACCUCGGGAGCUCAUUACUUCACGAUAUGCAGCUGGUUCAUUCUCUAGUGGCAAGGGCCAGAAAAGGAGAAAGCAUGGCUGCUGAAGUCUCAAUUGCCUUAUCUAUUUUCUGGCUUCAAGUCAACUUGUUGGAAAUAUUUAAUGAGUCACACAGAACUCUCAUAGGAUAAGGCAAAACGAAACUUGUGGACUCACGGAAUACUGAAUAGCCGCAUAAUGCUGAUAGCCCUCUCCAAUCCUAAUAUAAUUUUGUUGUGCAGUUGUGGCAAAAAGUACAUACAACCAGUCCGAUCCUGCUUGUACUCAGAGUACAGCCAAAAACUACUUUGAUUUGCAGUCUAGAAAUCAGAUGUUGGACAUAGGUUGUGAAAUUCGAGGGAUUCUUAUGGUUUGUAAAUAUGCUGCCCUGGGAAAUGUUUGUUUGCAUGAUGAAGUGAACAGAGUGCAUAUUGGAGCACUAUUUUGAAUUACUGAGGGCAGUGAACAAUUUCUAUUGGAUUUGUGUAUUAAGAAGAAAAUGAUGCACGCCCCUUUCUCUGGUUGCAAAAGGUAUGCUGAACAGUAUUCUGUACAAGGGUCUACGUUUUGUUUAUAGCAUGAGAGACAAAUUUCAAAGCGAGCUUGUUGCCGUCUUGAGCAUAUCCGGUCUAAAAAAAGAGCUUUAACAGACAUUAGUUGGUUAACAUUCUGAUUGACAGUUGAUAGCUCUAUACGCCAAACUAUAAGCCGCUUGUGAUGAUUCUAAGAUCUCCAUUAAGCAUUAUUGACAGGAAUUUGUAGCCAUCUGAUGGCUUAAUUGGUUUAGGAUUUACAAGCACAAGGCGAGGAGGCUACACCGAUCAACCAUAGUCUUCCAACAAACUGGUGAAGAGAGGAAGCAGAUAUUGGACAACCUGGACUUAUGGAUGGAGUAAACUGAGAUUGGGGCAGUGACAGCCAAAUCAAAGUCGUUUCUCCCAACAAAAACUAACUCGCUGUUCUUGCCUCAGGUGGACUUUGAGCUGAAGAAAAGAUACCUGAAUGUUUCAAAGGAGACUGAGAACUGUGAUUUUUUUUCUCUGGUAAUUGCCAUACAAUCUCUAUUCUAGUAUCCCUACAUUUUAAUAGUCCUAAACUAGAAUGCAGGUUAUUCUUUUUGUCUGAAAUUUUUCGAAAAUUGUUGGGAAUCUAGGGUACGUAGACAGAUCUGAUAGAAGAAUUCAGACCUGAUAGGAUUAGAGCUACUUUUUAUUUUUGGACAUGCUGGACCACAAAAUAAAAGAGAAGGAACAACUACCUACUUUUUAUGACG